AUGGCUUGGUUUCUACUCAUUCUUCUCUGCCUAGGAAAAUCAAGGGCUCAGUUUUUAGAUGCUACUAACACCAGCGAUUCAAACUUAGAAGAACGUUUGUUAAGCUUGCUUCAAAGAUUCCAGAAGGAGGAAUCCUACGACACCCUUCUGAUUUAUGGAAAAGAUUGCGCUUUCCCAUCUUUAGCCAGAAGACUGCAAGUUCCCACCGUUCUUGCGACUUUGGGUAAAACCAACUUCGACUGGAAUUUCAGCAGUUCUACGUUUAUACUCAGCUGUGGGCUUGGAGACGAGAAGGAGGAUAACUAUCGCACUCUUAUGAAGCUACAAAGAAACCGACGAUUAAUCUUGCUUCGAGAGGACAAACAACCAGAUUCUGUAUGCGAGUACUACUCGAAGAAGGAGCAAUAUAAUAUAGCUAUAGUGAAGGAGAACUUCGAUCAGCUCGACGUGAUAUAUUCUUGUCGCUUGUUUGAAGAUCAAAAGUAUGAAAAACUUAACUUUUCCGAGAAUAAACCGAUUUUUGUAAAACAAUUUCAAAACAUGCAAGGAGCGCCAAUCAAGACAAUCACAGACAACUUGGCUCCUCAGACCAUGACUUACUGGGAUAGCAAAUCUGGUAAACAGAAGUAUAUAGGUUUCGUGGCCAAUUCGCUUUUGCACUUUAUUAAGAAGGUUAAUGCCACCAUGAUAAUGCAUGCGGAAUCUAUAGAUGUUGGACAGGAAACGUCUUUCAUUAAUAUUUCGGAAUGGGCUACCAAUGAUCAGGUGGAUAUUGGCAUGUGCCAGGCCGCCUAUUAUGAUAAGACAAACUUCGAUACGGUCUCUUACCCAUACUUGAUGAGUUCCAACUGCUUCAUGGUACCUCUUCCGGAUCGGAUGCCUUUCAGUCAGGUCUACAUGGCGAUCGUGGAAUUACCAGUUUUGAUAGUGAUCUGUGUAUUAUUCUGCAUCUUUUCGGUGAUGCUGAUCUACUUUAAGGAAAAGUCUUUGCGUGGUCUCGGCUUGAUCAGCGUCCUGAUGAACGAUAUAUGCUUCAGAGGAUUCUUGGCUCAGUCGUUUCCAUUUCCACGUUACUCCAACAGGAAAGUGAAACUGAUUUUAAUGCUUCUAUGCUUCUCCAGUCUAAUAACCACAACCAUGUACACGGCUUACCUGCAGACCUUCUUGUGGAGUCCACCAGUUGAUCCCUUCAUGACUGCCUUUGCAGACCUGGCUAAAUCCAGAUACAAGGUGGCCAUACCCUUAUAUGCAGUGGAAACACUACGUACAACGAACGUCAGCAUGGAUCACGUGCUGAUAUUUGAGGACCUAUACGAAUUCUUGCGAUUAAGAGCAACUUUUAAUGACAACUAUAUCUAUCUGGUGACAGAACUUCGAUGGCUCACCUUCGAGGAGCAACAGAAGCUAUUUGCAUAUCCACUUUUCUACUACUCAGAAACACUCUGCCUACAUUAUCUCGAAUACUUCAACUUUCCUAUUAGACGGUUUCUGCCAUAUCGCGAUCUCUUCGAGGAGAACCUGCUGCGACAAAAGGACUCUGGCCUAGCCUCGUACUGGCUCGAUAGCAGCUUUAUGCACAUGUUAAGAUUAAAUCUUACAAAAGCGGAUGACUUAAGUCCUCCUCAUUUAGAAGAUUACAUCGAAGUGCAUAAUCUUUCCUGGGUUUUUGGCAUGUACUUCGCUGGACUGGGCCUUAGCUUGUGUUGUUUUAUCCUGGAGCUAAUGAGGAUUCCAAAUUGCUGGAGACGGCUUAGAAUCUUUAAGUGUUAA
Messenger RNA from Drosophila eugracilis, 1770 nucleotides. RefSeq lists its product as uncharacterized. NCBI's taxonomy places the organism in Eukaryota, Metazoa, Arthropoda, Insecta, Diptera, Drosophilidae. The transcript has a single exon. The record is from RefSeq and is a predicted model, not a curated record. Bases 1 to 1770 code for a protein of 589 amino acids.